Molecule: messenger RNA, 1588 nt
Organism: Talaromyces proteolyticus
Lineage: Eukaryota; Fungi; Ascomycota; Eurotiomycetes; Eurotiales; Trichocomaceae
Product: putative proteasome regulatory particle subunit Rpt6
Exons: 3
Coding region: 172-1341 (389 amino acids)
Biological process (GO): proteasome-mediated ubiquitin-dependent protein catabolic process
Cellular component (GO): proteasome regulatory particle, base subcomplex
Molecular function (GO): ATP hydrolysis activity; proteasome-activating activity; ATP binding
Source: RefSeq, a predicted model, not a curated record
UGCCUAAGCUCCAUCAACAUCUCAAGACCCAGCGUCCAUCUGCAGUGUCCUCCUCUGUCUACUCUGACACCGCUCUAUUUUGAACUUCCUUUUUCCUGCAUCCUUUGUCAUCCUGAUUUACCGUGGCCAAAGACAGGAGCGCCAGUCUCCUUCCUCUGCUACCUACCCAUCAUGGCGCUGGACAACUAUUUCCACAAUAAGAUCGAGAGCAUGAAGCUCGAAAUCAUUCAAGGUCAAGCUGUUCUGAGGCGGCUAGAGGCUCAGCGUAAUGACUACAACUCAAGAGUCCGCCUAUUAAGAGAAGAAUUGGGGUUGUUACAACAGCCCGGAUCCUACGUUGGUGAAGUAGUGAAAGUCAUGGGUACUAAAAAGGUACUUGUGAAGGUCCACCCAGAGGGAAAAUAUGUCGUCGACAUUGCCGAUAGUGUCGAUGUUUCCAAGCUGACGGUCGGGAAACGUGUUUCCUUGCUUUCGGACACAUACAAACUCGAAAAGAUGCUACCAUCAUCUGUCGAUCCGCUUGUUUCAUUGAUGAUGGUCGAGAAGGUUCCGGACAGUACUUAUGAUAUGAUCGGUGGACUCGACCAACAAAUCAAGGAAAUCAAGGAAGUCAUCGAACUUGGUCUGAAACACCCAGAGCUUUUCGAAUCGUUAGGUAUCGCCCAGCCUAAGGGAGUGCUGCUAUAUGGUCCUCCAGGAACAGGCAAAACCCUUUUAGCACGAGCCGUCGCUCACCAUGCAGACUGCAAAUUCAUCCGUGUUAGCGGUUCCGAACUGGUGCAAAAGUAUAUCGGUGAGGGAAGCCGAAUGGUGCGUGAACUGUUCGUGAUGGCAAGAGAACAUGCCCCUAGCAUCAUCUUCAUGGAUGAAAUCGAUAGUAUUGGCUCAAGUCGAGUGGAGGGAAGCAGCGGCGGAGACUCAGAGGUUCAGCGUACCAUGCUUGAGCUUCUUAAUCAGCUUGAUGGGUUCGAGCCGACCAAGAAUAUCAAAGUCAUCAUGGCCACAAAUCGUCUGGACAUCCUCGAUCCAGCACUUUUACGUCCAGGGCGUAUUGACCGAAAGAUUGAAUUUCCACCACCCACGGUGGAAGCUCGCGCCGAUAUUUUACGUAUUCAUUCCCGGUCAAUGAACUUGACUCGCGGCAUCAACCUGACCAAGAUUGCGGAAAAAAUGAACGGAUGCUCUGGGGCUGAGUUGAAGGGUGUGUGUACAGAGGCGGGCAUGUACGCUCUGCGUGAACGACGCGUUCACGUGACGCAGGAGGAUUUUGAUCUAGCUACUGCUAAGAUCCUCAACAAACACGACGAUAAGGAAGUGAGUCUGGGAAAGGUCUGGAAGUAGACCUGCAAUGUGAACAGGGAACGGGCUUGGAGGCGCUUGGCGUCGUGUUCCAGGCCCAUAUUUGGUCGGUAAUCGCGGCUAUUCGAAUGCACCUAUUGAGCAGCCAUGUAAUUCUACUUCGUACUUUAUAGAUAUAGGCCAAGUUGCAGCUGUGCCUGACUCUAGUGAAGUUUAAAACAUCCUUAUUCAAUGCAUUCUCAAUACGAUGUAUGCUUUUCAAGAUUAGGUUGAAAACUUUAACUAUAAA